AUGGAGCCGCACUGCGAGGAAAUCGCACGAGUCAGCUACACCAACUUCGCCCUCUCUCUGUUCAUCCUCAUCGGUAUCCUGAUAUCCUACCUCCCGCAACAUAUUCGCAUUAUCCGCCUGCGCUCCUCCUUCGGACUGUCUCCGUACUUCGUCCUGCUAGGCACCACCAGCGGCACCUGCGCAUUUGCGAACAUCCUUGUCCUCCCGAGAUCGCGAGCCGACGUCGCUUGUUGCCGUGAAGUGGAUGGAUUUGCUUGUCUGGCUGGAUUGCUGGGGAUCGCACAGGUGGGCGUGCAGUGGUCCUGUUUCGGAGUCAUCCUACUUUUGUUUCUGAUAUUCUUUCCGCGGAACCAACUCCCUCCCACACCUCUCGAUGAGGACAUCGCAAGCAGCUUCGAGCCCAGCCCUCCCGCCUACUCCGCCGCACCAGACGCUGCUCCACUGUCCCCGGUGAAGAAAACCGCACCCCUUGCCCCAUCAUACCGCACGGCUCUCGUCGUUGUGGCAAUCUGCAUUUUGCAUGCCGCGGUGACAGCGAUCCUGUCGUUCUAUUUUAUCUACGCCGCGCCCCUCCAUGCACAAUCAUGGGCCAACUUCCUUGGUAUAUCGUCCGCCGUGCUCGCAAGCAUCCAGUACUUUCCACAGAUAUAUACCACAUUCAAUCUCAAGAGAGUGGGGAGUCUGAGUAUACCGAUGAUGUGCAUUCAGACACCCGGCAGCUUCGUCUGGGCUGCUAGCCUUGCGGCAAGGCUGGGGCCGGAAGGAUGGUCGGCUUGGGGCGUCUACCUCGUGACUGGGUGUUUGCAGGGCACGUUGCUGGUCAUGGGCAGCUAUUUCGAGAUUGUCCGGAGGAGGAGGGAGAAGGAGGAGCUAAAGAGGCGGAUGCAGUACAAUUCUAGUGUCGAGCCUGAAGAAACAGCAGGACAGGAAGCAUCGGAAGAGACGCCAUUGCUUAGGUCAGGUUGA
This is a messenger RNA of Fonsecaea pedrosoi CBS 271.37, 966 nucleotides long. RefSeq lists its product as uncharacterized. Lineage: Eukaryota; Fungi; Ascomycota; Eurotiomycetes; Chaetothyriales; Herpotrichiellaceae. The transcript has 3 exons. The record is from RefSeq and is a predicted model, not a curated record. Bases 1 to 966 code for a protein of 321 amino acids.